Nicotiana attenuata is the source of this 318-nucleotide messenger RNA. RefSeq lists its product as uncharacterized. NCBI's taxonomy places the organism in Eukaryota, Viridiplantae, Streptophyta, Magnoliopsida, Solanales, Solanaceae. Gene Ontology annotation, biological process: chromatin remodeling. The coding region runs from base 1 to 318 and encodes 105 amino acids. The transcript has a single exon. Gene Ontology annotation, cellular component: nucleus. The record is from RefSeq and is a predicted model, not a curated record.
AUGGUUGAGGAUAGACGAGUGAAUGAUAGAUUGAUGAUUAUUAAGUUGGUGGUUGGAGAGUGCACCCUAAAUGUCGUUAGCGCCUAUGCAACGCAUGCAUGCCUAGAUGAUGAGGUUAAACAGCGCUUCUGGGAGGGGUUAGAUGAGAUAUUGCAUCAGGUUCCGCCGACUAAGAAGCUAUUCAUAAGAGGGGAUUCCAAUAGUCAUAUUGGGUCGACCGCAGGUAGUUAUGGCGAGGUGCAUGGAGGCUUCGGUUUUGGGGAGAGGAACAUAGGAGGUACCUCGUUGUUGGACUUUGCUAAAUUUUUGGGUUGGUGA